This is a messenger RNA of Paraglomus occultum, 2910 nucleotides long. The record is from the annotation of a GenBank genome assembly. NCBI's taxonomy places the organism in Eukaryota, Fungi, Glomeromycota, Glomeromycetes, Paraglomerales, Paraglomeraceae.
AUGGCCGCAGCCCAACCGAAAACACCUCAAACGCCUUUACUGUUUGGUCUUUCUAUGACUGACAUGAACAACACACUGACUGUCAAUGCUCCUAAGCAAGCGGCCUCUUCACUUCCUAACUCGCCGUCGGUGUUGGGUCAAAUGUACCCUAAGCACAACGAGAAUGGAUUUUUGAACAUACCAAGUAUCAUAACCUCAAGAGAGGGAGGGAAUAUGAGCGUAAACAGCCUGAGUCAUAAUACUAUGCAUAACAGUGGUAUGGCUAGCAGUGUAACAGAGUCUUUCACUCUCCUCGGUAACGAAGCCGGAAAGAACCAAAUACACCAAGCGAUCUCUGCUCCUGUGACGCCCACCAGCAGUGGAUUCGGCCAGCCUCCGAGAAGAGGAGGUAAUAGUAAUCUAGCCCAUAUCCCUUGCAAAUUCUACAAAAGCGGCGCAUGCACUGCUGGCAAGAACUGCGUCUUCUCUCACGAUAAAAACCCGUCGCCCGACAACUAUGUCUGUAAAUAUUACAUAAAAGGCAACUGCAAAUUUGGAUCAAAAUGUGCGCUAUCGCAUGCUAAUCCUACUGAUAGAAAAAACCCUCGAUCCAAUAAACAACAAGCCCAGAACAUAUCCCGUCUUAAUGGCAACAACAAUAACAACAAUAGCAAUAACAGUAACAACAAUAACAAUAACAGCAAUAACGGUCAUAACAACACAAACAACACAAACGGUAAUUCAAACAACACCAAUGGCAUUACCGUUGGAAUUAACACUAUGAUGGCUAACAGCAACAUCCCGGAAAUCAGAUCACCAUCAAUGCCUCCAAAUGGAUAUUCAGACAACGACUUUCCACCAAUGAAUUCACCCAGUUCGUUUUCUCGCAUUCCUAUAGUCAACGGCGAAUUCUCAGCUAUUCGCAGUCAACUGACGGCGUCACUGUCAUCGUAUCCAGAAGACAUGAACGUGCGAACACCAGUUUCACCUCAGUUUGGAGAUCAUCUGACCGCUCCUAUGCAGAUACAUGCCCAUCGACGCUCGCUUCCCGAUAUCUUUCGUUAUCCUCAAGAGGCAUAUGGCACCAGCCCGUAUCAAUUAUCAAAGCCGCAUUACAUUCCUGUUUCAAUGACUCCUGAGAAUAACCUCUUGUCCCCAACUAUGAACGGACCGCUGCAGAGCAUUCCCGAGAACUGUGCUCAACAUGAUGACGUCGUGGAUGAUAAUACUCUGUUUGAAUACGACUUUCUGCCAUCGUCGCUGAACGAUCUGUUGACACCGUUGGAAAGAGAAAGGAGAAGAAGCAGACAAGAAGAAACGUUCGAGACUUCACGUCGUAUAUUCCCGCCCAAUUUACAACCUGUUCCGGUUGAUACGCAUAAAAUUAUGUACAACAAUAACAUCGACCCAUCUCACAUCCAUAUCGUCGGUCGAUCGCUACCACACGGAGUAAGUAUCGGACUUGCUGCAAACUAUCUACCCAACAAUGCCGACUCGACUCACUUGUCGCCAACUGCUCAGUACGAUUUCAAUCCGACGAUUCGAUCUCCUACUUCUCCGUCUCCCACCAUGAAUCCGUUUUCGCCAAGCGAUACUUGGCACCUUCCAAACCCGUUUACCUUGCCCGACCCCCGGUCGCAUAGCUAUUCGACUCCUGCUAUAAAUAUCCCAUCACAUGAUGUUUAUUCGCCUACGUCACCAAUAUUUCAUGACCCAGUUAAAAAUCAAAAAAAUGGAGGCAACGGUUUAGGAAGAAUGCGCACCCCUGAUCCAUUCACGACGGCUACUCCUUUCUCUCCCGACGACGAUGUCCAAUUCCAAUUUUACAUGGAGGAAGACAAAGGAGAAUUAGGAGAAGCUGUGCAUAGUGGAGAAGGUGCUUUUGAAGGCAAGGACGGUGCUAAUAAUGUCGAACAUGGUAGCGUGAACACGAACGGAACUGCGACUGCAACCGGAAGUGAGACAACAGAACAAGACGAGUCGUCUAAACAACGGCUAAGCUAUUCAGAUAUUACUAAAACAGGAAUCAAAGAUUCCGGUGCUGCUGGAGGUAUUAGUAUUGACUCUCGCAGAUAUGAGCCGCUAUGUCCCUUUGCCAUGGCAGGAAUCUGUAGAUACGGCGACAGAUGUCGCAAUCUACAUGGAUUGUCAUGUCCCAAAUGUCGCAAGCUGGUCUUACAUCCGCGAGGGUCUGUCGAGGAACAUCAAGCACAUAUAUCAAGUUGUAACCCGAUUCCUCAGGAAGAUAUCGAGUGUGGAAUAUGCUACGAAAGAGUACUCUCUAAACCCGAUGCACGUUUCGGUCUUUUGAACUGUGAUCAUGCAUUCUGUCUAUCAUGUAUCCGUCAAUGGCGAAGCAAUAACACCAUGAACAAUCAGGUCAUCCGAUCAUGUCCGGUUUGUAGAGUAAAUACGUAUUUCGUGACUCCUAGUAUGUGCUGGAUCAGCGAACGGGAAGAAAAGAAGAGAGUUGUUGAAGAAUACAAGCGGAAGUGUAGUACAAUUCCGUGUAAGCACUUCAAUUAUGGCAACGGUCAGUGUCCGUUCGGUACAUCCUGCUUUUACGCACACACGUACCCGGACGGCCGAAAAGAAGAAACACGUAUCAGAACUGUUUGCAAUGGCGAGGAAGUAAAAGUAAUAAACAAAGUGCGGCUGUGGGAUUUUGUCGAGAAUUGGGCGCAAGGACAGUAUUAUGAGCGGCACGGUACCGAACAAGAUAGACCCGGAGAGGACGAUGUUGAGUGGACCGGAAAUGAAGGUGAAGAUGGAGAGGAUGAGACGGAUGGACUGAACGCUGACGAAGAUAACGAGGCUAACGAGGUUGAAAGCGAUGGUCGGGCGAACGUGAAUAGUUCAAGUAGUGGAGGACGUCCGCUGAAUCCAUAUUUGCCAGAGUUUGUUCCGCUUAAUCGAGAGGGGGGACCGUGA